Molecule: messenger RNA, 1646 nt
Organism: Scutellospora calospora
Lineage: Eukaryota; Fungi; Glomeromycota; Glomeromycetes; Diversisporales; Gigasporaceae
Source: the annotation of a GenBank genome assembly
CUGGCUGCGGCCGGCUUUGAAGAUGGCGUGAUACGAGUUUGGGAUAUAAAUUCAGGACAACUUAGUUAUAUAUUGAAAGAUACAGUUGAAGAUGUCGAACAAAUAAUGUCAGCAAUUAAUAAUGAAAAUUCUAUAAAAGAACGAGUUACUUGUUUACAAAUUAUAACACCAAAUUUACACUCAUAUUAUAAUACAUCUGAAUUAUUAUCUGAACAAAAAACACCUGCUAUACUUUUUGCAACUUAUCGAAAUGGUUAUUUUCGUGAAUGGGAUCUUACUUCUGGUCAAAUUACUCAUACAAUUUGCACAAAUCAAAAGGGUGGUAUCAGUUGUCUCUUUGUAGUUGAUGAUCCAGAUGAAAUACGUAUCUUUACUGGAGCACGCGAUGGAUCUGUCAAGUGCUGGGUUCGUACAAUUUAUGAUUUAGAUAACGAGUUUAAUAUUAUUGAUUUGGAUUGUGAUGAAUCACGUAAGAAUGCGUGGAAAUUGCUCUAUACGUUAUCAGGUGAAUUAGGAAACGCAAUUACUAGCGUAGAUGCUAAAGUAGUCAAAACUAAAAAUGGUUGUUUUGGUAUAACGGUUAUUGGAGCUGCGGAUGGAGAGGUUAGAUUAUAUGAUUACCUUACAGGUCAAAUUAUAACGACAUUAAGUUAUGGGACGUUUAAUAAACAGAAAAUUGCAAAAGAAAAUAAAAAGCAAAUAUUUCAACAGCAACAGAAAAGAAAAAUUAAAGACUACUCUUUAGAACAAGAUUCGUCUGAUGAGGAUUAUGAAUUUUGGGAUGAAACUGAAGAUUUUGUUUCACACCAGGAUGCUAUUACAAGUAUUAUAAUUCAUCCACUUAUGGAAGAAGUUUGUCCAUGUGGAGAUACUAAAGAAACUAGUGGUUUUUCGAUAAUAACUUCGUCAUUGGACGAAAAAGUGAAUUUUUGGCAAUUAACACGAAGUUUUAUAAAUUGUAAGUGCAUGGCUUCCCAACUUGAUGAUUACGAUGGCGAAGAUGCCUCAGAACGACCUCAGAAAGUUUCUCAGUGGGAUAAUGCAACAAUAAAAUAUCUCGGACAUGUGGAACAACCUGGCGGUUCAGAAACUGUGCUUCUUAAAGGAAAUAUAAUUGGAGUUCGCCGUGUUAAAAAUUCAAAAGUACACACGAAAAGAAGCCAUGGUGCUGAAGGUGAAUGGGAGGUCUGGACUCUGGAUAUUAGUGACCUUCAUAUGCUCGAGUUAACUGAAAAGAUUGAAAAUUCUGAAAAUCAUGAUGAUUUUGUUGAUUUUGAAGUUAAAACUAUUCCAUUGGUUAGCGAAAUCGAUAUUAUAAUGGAGGAACAAAGAAAGAGUAAAGACAAACGACAAGGUCGCGAAAAUGUGGGGAGAUUAAAAGGAUUUGUUGGGCGACGUAACGCUGUUUCGAUAGCAAACAAGAAUUACAAUCAAAAUCAUUUGCAUGAUCACAAUGAAGAGGACUAUGCACAAGGUCAAGUUGUGGAUUUUAGGAAUCCAAGUCAAAAACGACGUGUUUACCCAGAUAACAGUCAAAAUGAUCGAAAACUUACAUCAUUUAAGGAAGAUGAUGAAAUGAAUGAAAUGCUACCAUUUUCUUAUAUUCGACGAGUUGUUAAAGUGGGUGAAGAUGGAAUAGCUGUCAC